CUGAUGGCGGCCAGGCUGCGGGAUGGUUGGGGUCGUUUAGUGCGGCCGGUGCCCAGCUCGGGGAAACCGCAUGCAGACUGGAUGGGCUGCCUCCCACCGGCGCUCUGUGACUUGCCCCUCGCCAAUCUGGCCGUGCCCGGAAGGACGUGGAGGCUUUGGGGAAGAGGUUCACCACGACGCUGCCACGACGCUGCCUGGAUUAGAGGGCAUUUACUAUGAGGAGAGGAUCGCAUGACUCCUUCAGCUUUUGGAUUGAUGAGACAUCCCCUGUUGGUCUGGAUCAGCCAGUUGUGGUUAGGCAUCUGGCUGGAAUCUUCCGCUCUCUCUGGAAGAAAACGAUGAAGAAGUGGUCUGUGACGCAGAGCUUGACUUUCAGAGAGCAGCUGGAAGCCGGCAUCCGCUACUUUGAUCUCCGAGUCUCCACAAAACCAGGAGAAGAGGGCGAGCUUUAUUUCAUCCAUGGGUUGUUUGGCAACAAGGUUUAUGAUGGACUGAUAGAAAUUAACAAUUUUUUGAAAUCUCACAGCAAGGAGGUAAUCUUUCUGGAUUUCAAUCACCAUUACGCAAUGGAGGACUCAAAUCAUGAAUACCUCAUCGAAAUGCUUAAAAAGAUAUUUGGAUCCAGACUCUGCAGGGCCAGUCUGGUUCAGGAAAUAACACUUCAGUAUUUAUGGGAACACAAGUACCAGGUGCUGGUGUUUUAUCACCACCCGAUGGCUUACGACUUCCCCUUCCUCUGGCCUGGACAUCAUAUCCCAGCACCCUGGGCAAAUACCACCGAUGCUCAGAAACUGGUGCAGUUCCUGGAGACGACCCUGAGUGAGCGAGCAAAGCGCGGGACCUUCCACGUCUCACAGGCCAUCUUGACUCCACAAGCCAAAACUGUCAUCCGGGGAUUGAUUGUUGGACUGCGGGACUCUCUGGUUGUGAGAAACCUUCCUGUGAUAAUGAACUGGGUGAAAUGUCAGAAGCCGGGCAUCAAUGGUGUCAAUAUCAUCACCUCAGACUUUGUGGAACUUGUGGAUUUUGCUACAACUGUGAUUAAGCUCAAUUAUCUGCUCCUGCACGACAAGUCGAAACAGGAGCCUGUUUAGCAUCCUCUCUUGUGAUAGUGGCUGUUGAAGUAACAAAGUCAGCCAUCGUCUGGUUUUCAGAUGUAGUGGCAUUAGAGGGUGUGGUAUGUUGGGCCAGUGUGUGCAGAUGUACUUCAGUCUCCAUUGCCCUUGCACUUUGCUUGUGCAAACUCAUCAAACCACAUUAAAUUCCAGACCAUAAGACAGUAGCGACCACACUGUGACAAAUCUGAAAUAAAUUCAAAAGUGAUGGAAAUACCCAGCUGUAAGAGAGUUAGAGAUGAUUAUUUCUGUUUUCUGCAGAGCACAGACUCGUUCAGCAAUGGAAACAGGCCUUUCAGCCCAUCUGGUCGAUGCUGACCCAGAUGCUGAUCUAAGCUAGUCCCAUCUCUCCAUAUUUUCCCUAUAUCCCUCUAAACCUUUCCUGGCCAAGUGUCUUUCAAAUAUUGUCAUUGGAUCUGCUUCACGCACUUCCUCUGGCAGUUCGUUCCAUUUACAGACCACCUUCUGGGUGAGAAAGCUGUCCCUUUAGUUCCUAUUAAAUAUUAUCCCUCUCACCCUUAACCUACGUGUUCUUGAUUCCACAACCCUAGAAGAAAGAAUGUGUGCAUUCACCCUGUCUAUGUUCUUCAUGAUUUACUACACCUCUAUACAGGCAUCCAGUGAAUGAAGUCUGAGCCUGCUCAAACUAACUCUACAACACAGGGCCUUGAGUUCUGGCAAUAACAUUGCCUUGCACACCUUUUCUAUCCUCCUACUAUAGAAUGUGUAACUCCAUUUUUAUGAUGGAAUCCAAUUGUGUAAAUUUGUCACCAAAUUCUCUCUCUACAGGUGUUUCAAUAGUGUUUGUUUUUAUUUCAGAUUUCCAUCAUCUGCAGAUUUUUGUUCUAUUUUCAUGAAUGUUUUUGGAACGUUAAUAAUGUUUUUUAAAUAUUGGUUUAUAUUAGACCUAAGAAAUAAUGUAGGACCAAAAUUAGGCCAUCUGAUCCAUCGAAUUGCUCUAUUUUCUAUGCUUCUAUCAUUUCAUCAUGAAUGAGUAAUUUUGCCUUUCAACCCCAUUCUCCUGCCCUCUCCCCGUAACCUUUGACGUCCUUAACUAAUCAAGAUGCAGGUAAAUUAUCUGGCAACAGGUAAAAAAAAAUCAAAAAAAUGCUAAAAAUCUGAAAUAAAUGCAUCAAAAGCUGGAGAAGACAUUCCAAAUUUAUUCCAAUUUAUCAGAGAAUAUAGAAUAUAGUCAAAAUACCAAUGACUAAGUAGGAGCAAAUCGAAUACCUCAUCUCAGAUAUCUUUAGUUGACACAUUUUCUUCCAAGUUCUGUAUUAAAAUUAAAUGCAAAUCAGAGAUACAGAAGUCCUAUAAAAUAUUUAAAUCAGAACAGCACAGUGACUGAUCAAAGCAAAUUACAUUUGAUAAAAAUGUUGUACAUAUGUUCUCAGGGUCUAGUUUGUUCAGCUGGUGUUCAGCUACACUGGGAUUACGUACAAGGCAACGAGUGAAAAUAAUUAAUAUCUACCUCCAUAGGUGUAUGUAAACUGACCCAUCCCUACAUAGUACAUCAAGAAAGUAACUGUGUCAUACUGUAUAUUGUGCUUGAAGAAGCACGCAGUGUUUGAAUUGUUUUAAGCAUCGUUUUAGCUUUUUCUGGGGAAAUUAGGAUUUCUGUUCCACAUCAGGGGAGUAAAGUGACUGAGCUUUGCCUGUGGUUUCAUUAGGAAGAUUGUUCUCCUGGUAAAGUACUUGGGCCAAGUUUUCUUUUGAUACUGUUUUCAUGAGGAUGAUGAUGGGGUCUUUGGCCUCCACUGUUUUAUUUUGUUGUGAUUUGUCUGGUUUUAUUAUUUAGCAAAACUGAAAAGUAGAAUUUUUUGUUUCUGAGAAACUUCUCGGUGCAGCAACUUUAGUCUCUCAAGUGUGAUUAAAUUAGGAUGGGUAAGAAUAAUCAGUGCAGAUUAGUAGCACAAUCAUUUCUAUGUGGAGUUCAUUAGUCCACUUUCAUUGGGCACUUUUACUCUUCAGUCUUUUCCACCAUUGGAGAGAGAUGGUAAUCCAAAGGCAUUAUCACUGGCCCAUCUUAGAUCACUAAUUUCAAAUCAGAAUGUCAGUACAUAGUCAAUGAACCAAUUAAUUGAUAUCCUUCAUCUUACAACGGAGAGAAGUCAAUUUUGAUCAGCGAUGAAGAACCGACCAUUCUUCUGUUUUAAUUGUUUGUUUCCUAAGUUUUUUUCUGGUGACUGCAACACUUGAAGAAAGAAAUGAUUGUAUCUGAAUGAAAAUUAUCAUUAAGAAAUUUUUCCAAGUAUAGUUUUUCAUGUAUUUUUAUGGACAUGAAAUGGUUGUUCCCAUUCAUAGUGAAAUUUUCUAUAAACUUUUUCUGAUUUUAUAAAUAAAAUUUCAAAAAUUAAAAAUAUUAUUUAA
Messenger RNA from Mobula hypostoma (lesser devil ray), 3485 nucleotides. RefSeq names its product phosphatidylinositol-specific phospholipase C, X domain containing 2 (gene plcxd2). Gene Ontology annotation, biological process: lipid metabolic process. The transcript is spliced from 5 exons. NCBI's taxonomy places the organism in Eukaryota, Metazoa, Chordata, Chondrichthyes, Myliobatiformes, Myliobatidae. Gene Ontology annotation, molecular function: phosphoric diester hydrolase activity. The record is from RefSeq and is a predicted model, not a curated record. The coding region runs from base 216 to 1094 and encodes 292 amino acids.